This is a messenger RNA of Drosophila teissieri, 3337 nucleotides long. Its product is annotated as protein Cep78 homolog. Gene Ontology annotation, cellular component: centrosome. The record is from RefSeq and is a predicted model, not a curated record. Lineage: Eukaryota; Metazoa; Arthropoda; Insecta; Diptera; Drosophilidae. The transcript is spliced from 11 exons. Bases 651 to 3074 code for a protein of 807 amino acids.
CACAUUCGUUUAACAACAUCAUUUUCUCCUAGGAAACAGUUCGUUUGCCUUGACACAUACUCCGAGUAACUCCCGAAAACAAAAUACAAAAACAUCCGCGGAACCGCCGAUCAAGAAACCCGCUAAUCCUUCUCAGGAUUCUUUCAGUGCGUUUCGUCGAGUUGCGGUCGAGGUUUCCAGUUCAGAGGUUGCAUUGAAAAUUAAAUAUUUUCUAUUUUGUUUUCCCUGCUCGACCACCAACGCAAUCGAAUCUAAUCGCAAGGAGCAUUCAGCAUCCAGAGCAACUGAGCAAAAACGUGACCAGAGAUCUGGUCCGGACUAUCCCCGUUUUGCCAAGCAGGCGUGUCGUUUGCUGUCGGUUGUGAUGCAUACAAAUGCCUAUCUGAGCUGCCGUCUCCCCGAUUAGUCACUUUUUUUGUACGUUUGUAAGCUGCCGCCAGUUUUCAGAGCGGCGCCACGGGGAUACCGAAGCGUGUUGUGCACUACGUAUAUUUUUUAUAUCAUCAUUGCGGAACACAAAGCUCUCGACUAUUUUCUAACUGAGGACCUGAAUCAAAGGACUCUCCUUCAGACGCAGUACAAUCUCCGACUGGCCGUCGAUAGCGAAACGCGGCGGUCGAUUUGAGGCAACCAAGCUGAUUAGUGUGAACAUGUCCGCGGCUCGAGUGACUAUGAUGCGAAAAGGCCACUCCGGGGAGCUAGCACGGAAGGCCAACACGGUGGUAGUGUCGGUUCCACCCCUGGUGAAGAAGUCCAGCAAGAGCCGCUCGUUCCACUUCCGCUAUCUGGAGCUGUGCCGGGCCAAGAACCUGACGCCGGUGCCGGACAUCCGCAGCAAGUCGAAUGCGACCACCACCUUUCUGGAGCUGUGCGGCGAUAAGCUGGCGGUCAGCGAUUGGCAGCUCCUGACCGAGGCACUCCACUAUGACCUCGUGCUCCAGCAUCUGGUGGUGCGCCUGCGUCGCACAUAUCCACAAACCAACAUUGACCCCAUUGACACAGAGAAACGUGCCCGUCUGUUUCGGCAGCGACCAGUGAUCUACACCCGAUUUAUAUUCAACAGUUUGGUCCAGGCGAUUGCCAACUGUGUUUCGAGCAACAAAAAUCUAAGUGUGUUGAAGCUGGAGGGAUUGCCAUUGCAGGAUGGCUACAUCGAGACCAUUGCCAAGGCACUGGCCGACAACGAAUGCCUCGAAACAGUGAGUUUUCGUAAAUCCAACAUUGGUGAUAAGGGCUGCGAGGUCGUAUGCAACACCGCCAAAUACCUGAAUCGCAUCGAAAUGUUUGACGUCUCUGAAUGCGGACUCACUGCCAAGGGAGCCGAGCACGUGGCCGACAUGCUCAAGAUGCAAAAGAUCACCCGAUUCACGGAGGGCUGGGAGAAGUCUCUCCGCUACCGCAGCGUGGAUAUGAACACGAUUGGCGGACUGCGCACGGUUCUAUUGGCUGACAAUCCGGCGAUUGGCGACGAGGGCAUCCGAUGGAUCACCGAGGUGCUGAAGGAGGAUGCGUGGAUAAAGAAAAUCGACAUGGAGGGCUGCGGCCUGACGGACAUCGGAGCCAAUCUGAUUCUCGAUUGCCUGGAGCUGAACACGGCCAUCACGGAUUUCAGUGUGCGAAACAACGAAGGAAUCAGUAAGUUCCUGCAGCGGAGUAUCCGUGAUCGCCUGGGCUCUUCACCAGAGGAGAAACAGGAGCCGGAAUAUGACCUUAGCUGCGUCAACGGGCUGCAGAGCCUGCCGAAGAACAAGAAGGUCACCGUCUCCCAACUGCUGUCCCACACCAAAGCCUUGGAGGAGCAGCUCUCCUUCGAGCGAACGUUGCGCAAGAAGGCCGAGAAGCUGAACGAGAAGCUUAGCCACCAACUCAUGAGAUCCGACUCCAACCACAUGGUUCAAGAGAAGGUCAUGGAGGGGGGAUCACAAACGAACACUUCCAGGGAAUAUGUGGCGCGGAAUGAGGUCAUGCCAGAAGUCAUCAAGAAUUCCCAGAGUUACCGACAGUCGCACUUCAACCGGCUGGUCAACAGUGCGGUCACCAGUCCAGAAGUCACACCCCGCAGCGAGAUGGCCACACUGCGCAAGGAGCAGCAGCUGCUCCGGCAAGCCUCCCCCAUGCAGAUCAAGCAUCCUUCUUUGGAGCAGCAGCUGAGAAAUCUGCGCGAGGUGCAGGAAGAGGUAGAGGUGGAGGAUGAGGAGGAGGAUGAGCAGCAACCGGAGCAAAGUCAAUCCGAUUCGGAGCCGCAGAACGAGGAGCAGCUGCACUACGAACAGCAGAUGCAGGUUCAACGCAAACAGCUCCAGGUGCGCAAGGUUCGCAGUGAGAUAAAGUAUGCGGAAAACAAUCCCAAGGAGGCAGCCAACAAGAAUCGCGAGUCCAAGUCGGAUCACGAGUUUGCCAACGAGAGAGAUUUCAAACUUAAUCCCUCUGUGCAAUUUGAGACGGACAUUGGCGACCAUGUGAUGGUGAAUCCUGGCCAGCGAUACGAGGGCGGAGGUGAUACGGGCUAUGGCUACAACUACGAGCAUGAGCAGCCAGUCAAGCGAGGCUACGAGAAAGGCUAUGUGGUGGGCGUGGGUGACGGAUCCCAUAGGAGGCAGAGACCGUCUCACCUGGUCGAGGCUUUGGUCCAAAAACGUGGCGCAGGCGUUGGUGAUGGACAUGUGGCGCAGUUCGUCAGCAAACUGGAGCGUCAAGCGAACGCUGGUAAAACGGGGAAAAAGCGCCUUAAACCUCGGCCUGAAGACGAUCUUCAGGUUCCAGUCGGCGACAUGAACAUGGAGUCGUAUAUGUCCCGCUACGAAGAAUUCUCCUCAACGGACGUUACGCUGGAGAACUCCGACUACGAGACGGAGGCCACGGAAUCCACGUUACGCAGUAACUCGAAAUACUCCUCCAUGCAUGUGUUUGUGCGGCGCAAGCAAUCGGAAUCCAUGUCGCUGACAGAAGAGGCUGGUGACGGAGAUGCCGGCGGCGGUGGAGUGCCGGGCGAUAGCGGCGACGAAAAGGUCAUAUCCCCGGGAGAAGUCUACAGGUCCCUGCAGCUCCAGAAGCAGCGGGAACAGAGCGCCUAGGGGCCGCAACUUUAGGUUCUUCCAUUCAAAAUCCAAGCAGCCAUUCGCAGCCGGAGCAGCGACACCUCUGCUGGCUCCUCCGCCGAGCAGUACAAGCCAAGCAACACCACCACCACAAAGCAGCCAACUCGAUUCGAUGGAAUCCACACUGGGAGAGCUAAAUUUGCAGUCGUACUCCCGGGCAGUACCAGUUCAAAAAGGAACCUUCUCCUCUUUGCACGUCCUGCCCUCUGCGAAUUCAAGCUGCACCAAAAAUGUACAAA